Actinia tenebrosa (Australian red waratah sea anemone) is the source of this 2991-nucleotide messenger RNA. RefSeq lists its product as uncharacterized. NCBI's taxonomy places the organism in Eukaryota, Metazoa, Cnidaria, Anthozoa, Actiniaria, Actiniidae. The record is from RefSeq and is a predicted model, not a curated record.
CGUUUCGUAAAAGGUCCAAAUGUUAUCGGAUCAUUUACCUUGAGGAUAAUUCUGUAUUUUCUCUCAGUACCCAUUACUUGCCCGCCAACAUGUCUUCAAACAGCGUAUCUGUUAUUUGACCUUGUCAAUUUGCUAGUCUCAGUAUCUUUUAACUUGACUUUGAUGCCUUUUAGAGAUAAAAACAAAGCUUUUUAAGUCCAUGCGACAAGAUAAAAUAAGCAAUCGAGCGAGUUCAAGAAUAGCGUGUGCGUAAAACGAGGAAGUUGUGGGCUUCUUAUUCCAAUGGAGUACUUCUUUCUUUGUAUGGUUCUCUUCUCCGGAUCUGUCAUUGGUUACGCUAGAUCUUCAGAGAAGAGCGAUACGAGGGUUCUGAGUCGACACAAGCGAUGGCUCUGGGGCGGCUGUGGUCUCAUCCCAUAUUGUGACAAGUGCCUGGAUUUCGACCGGUGCGUCAAGUGUCRAGACGGCUACAUGUUCAUGGAAUACUUUCCUCCCUCAAAGAGCGUGAGAUGUACCAAAAUCUGUCCUAAAGGGUACAAGAUUAAGACUAAAGGAAGACUCGGCCCUACGUGCGCCUUUACCAAGAAAGUUUGCAUGGUCCCACAUUGUUCAACGUGCCACCCCAGACGUACCAAUAGCUGCAAUAAAUGUGCCACAGGGUUUUAUUUACUGCGUACAUCGGUGAGAGAAAAUUCCAAAUGUGUACGAAGAUGCCCUAGGUGGUCUCGGCGUACUGUACGAAGUGAUGGAACACAUGAGUGUAAGCUACGUGGAACAGAGUGCCGAACAAAAGUUCCAAACUGUGACAUUUGUCUGGACAAAAUGUGGUGUAGAAAGUGCAAGAAUGGUUACAUGACAUUUUUUAACGAGUCAAACCUUACGAUGAUCUGUGUGGUGAAGUGUCCAUCCAAAUAUGCUGAGGUCAAGUCAGAGUAUUUUGGACAAUACUGUCAAAGACAGGAACAAAAGAAAGUAUGUCGAACUAUCCCAAACUGCAAGUACUGUCCAAAUGACGCCAGUUGUAAAAGCUGCUCAAAGAACUUUUUGAAAAUCAAGAUGUCGCUCUUCGAUGAGACAAAGUGCGUUUCUGCUUGUCCGAGGGGAUUUAGAAAGAUGAGAAAAAGGUGCAUCCCUUUGAAAAGACGCGGAUGUGAGGAUGAGUUUUGUAGCAUAUGUAAGCCAGGCUUGUAUCGUGUUACCAGAAGACUAUGCCGUAAGCGAUGUCCAAAAGGACACUAUACCGUGGGUACAGUGCGUAAACUAUGCUUAAAAUGUCCACGUGGAUGUAAGAAGUGUAUCAGUCUGCAACACUGUAUGAAGUGUACCAAGGGUUACGCAAAACUAACGAAUAAGGAUGGGACGGUAUGUAUGUCCCGAUGUCCGACCGGCUAUGAAAAAAUCUUAAACAGACGGCACAUUGGGGUUUGCAAACCUGUCAAAUGAACUCCUGCAAUUCGGCUGUGAUGAUUCCUAUAUCUAAGAAGUUAAUCGGCGAACCUUGGAACAACUUCUUUGCAAAUCAGGGAACGUGUCAAACUCACAGAUCGCUCGACUGAAUUAAUAUUUGGCUUAGCUUGUAGAUAUAGAGUUUUCUGGAGGCAGAAUAACUGGAUAGAAACCCUCGAUAUAUCAUAACUUCUUUAUUGCGAUAAAGGUUCAUUACAUGGUAUAAAAAAUGUUGUAAAAAUAUUAUAACAGAUCUAAACAAUUCAGUGAAGAAUUGAAUACAAAUAUGGUCUGGUUACAUAGACAACCGAGAUCCUUUGAAACAGAAUCAUCCAAUAUGGCUUAAAAUGCUUAAAAAAUAUUUUUCAAUCUGAAAUAACGAUGUAAUAGCUCUAGGAGUUAUAUUCAAAUGUAUGACUCGCGUAUUCCGCAAAUAUCCGCCAUCUUGAAUCGGCCUGAAAGCGAGACUGACAUGAAGUUGUUGAUCUUGAGCACGUAGCAACAGAAAGGCAUCACUACUAUAUACAUAGGACGGAAAUCUUUGCGAAUAGACAUUUUACUGAUACGGUGGUCAGGGGCGGAUCCAGGGGAGGGGGUGUACACCCUCCCUGGAUUAAAUUAAAUUUGUGCGCAGCGCCCCUCCCUGAACAAAAUCCUGGAUCCGCCACUGGUGGUCAUCUUGAACUAUGUGGUGCCGAGAGGGCAAACACGUAGAAAGUUUAUAAAGAAAAUAGAGUGGCGGGGUUCCCUGCUAACAGGGUCUCCUUUUCUUUUGCUGUGACUGAAUCGGUUUCGCACGUCCCGAAAAAAGAGAGAGAGAGAGAGAGAAAAAAGGAGCCUCUGCCUUCAGGGAAAAGUGGCAAGGUUAGGUUAUCGAAUCAUUUGAAGCCUUGAUGUUUCGCAUAUUGUUCCAACUAGCUUCUGAUUAAAAUACGUAAGGUUAUAUAUAAAAAGACAUCCGGACAGCUUUGCAGUCUAUAAAUUUUCCAAUAUUUGCCCCCUCGACAUCCCAUAUUGUCUUAAAUAAAACAAUCGGCCCAAAAUUGCCCUAUUUAACCAAACCAAAUCGGCAAAAAGCAAAAUGCCUAGUUUCUUUUAAUUGAUAUGUCUGCGUAUGACGAAGUAUUAGGCUUUGUUUUGAUUCGUUACGACUCAAGAUAAGCUGCGCAUUCAUACAGCCCCGUAACCAGAGCUCUUUGAUCUCGAGAGGAACGAGACCGAGGGGCUCUGGGUACGAAACUGUGCAUUCAGGUCGACUUAAAAUGUUGGCCCGAGGAAAGAAUUCCACAAAGAUUUUUAAAAUCUAGUCACUGUUAAGAAAAGAAGAAAAUAAAGCUUAAUUCCAGAUAAUAAGAAACAACAUUGACUAACAAAUAUCUUAGAUACGCUGGAGUACAUUUACUGAUUUGCAUGCUGGGAGUUCAUUUAUUGUGUUAUUGUCUUACAGUCAAAACGGUUCAAGCUUACCCUUAUAGAUUACAAUAAUGGAUUCAUUAUUCAAAUAUUAAAUUUUAUUAUAUAAUUACCAAUGAAAUAUCUAUUUUU